Messenger RNA from Didymella exigua CBS 183.55, 1446 nucleotides. Its product is annotated as putative pantothenate transporter. The coding region runs from base 1 to 1446 and encodes 481 amino acids. Gene Ontology annotation, cellular component: membrane. The record is from RefSeq and is a predicted model, not a curated record. The transcript has 8 exons. Lineage: Eukaryota; Fungi; Ascomycota; Dothideomycetes; Pleosporales; Didymellaceae. Gene Ontology annotation, biological process: transmembrane transport. Gene Ontology annotation, molecular function: transmembrane transporter activity.
AUGCUUGGUGACGAGAAAAACAACGUCGACUAUGUCGAGAAGGGAUAUGAUUCCACCGCAAUCAGAGAUCAAGACAUACAUCCUGAACAAGAUUGGACUCAAGAAGAAGAGCAUGCAAUCGUAAAGAAAGCCGACUGGAGAGUGUUUCCGAUGCUGUGUAUUGUAUUUGGACUCUCGCUCCUGGACAGAACAAACAUCUCUUCUGCGUACAUUGCAGGUCUGGCACAGGAUUUACGUCUUACUGGCCAGAGGUACAAUAUUGCGUUGUUGGUAUUCUUCGUUGGCUACUGCAUCUUUGAGCUUCCCUCCAAUUAUGUCAUCCGUCGACUAGGUGCCCGGAUGUGGCUGUCGUUCCUCAUCACUGCGUGGGGUUGCUGCGUUUUGGGCAUGGGUUUUGUCCACAGCUGGGAGAUCCUCACUGUUCUACGCGCUUUUCUGGGUGUUUUCGAGGCUGGCCUAUUCCCCGGUGCCGUGUACAUCAUCGGCUCGUGGUAUCGACAAUUCGAGACCGCGAAGCGAGUGUCUAUCUUCUACAUGGCGGCGUUGCUGGCAUCAGGAUUUGGACCGAUUUUUGCAUACGCGCUGUCACUCAUCAGUGUGGGUGAAGGGAUGUAUAGCCAAGGCUGGCGCUGGAUCUUCAUAAUCGAAGGCACUGCGACCAUAGUGGCAGGAUUGAUCGCUCCGUUCUUCCUUGUCGAAUUCCCUGAGAAGGUCAGCUUUCUGACAGAUCGUCAGAAGCACAUAGCUAUUACACGGGUAUCGAUGGAGAAGUCGGGCAAGCAGAUUGAACACGCCACAGUCAAAGAGACGCUCAUCAUGAUGCGCGACUGGAAGCUGCUCAUAUACUGCAUCCAGUACUUUGUAGCUGCAUCGAGUGUAUACUCGCUAGCUUUCUUUCAGCCAAUCAUUCUACGGCAAGGAAUGGGCUUCAGCUAUGCCAAGGCGCAGUUGCUUUCAUCGCCACCAUACAUGUUUACGGUUUUUGCAUCGCUGUUCACGGCCUGGCUCUCGGACAAGAUCCGCCUGCGAUGGCCGAUACUCGUCGGUCAGUCGGCCAUCGCCAUCGUCGGUCUCCUUCUGGUACUCUAUCCAAAGCCUCCAGCAGUGCGCUAUUUCGGCCUCUUCCUGGCGACAUGGGGAACGCAAGGCAACAUCCCAGCAUCUCUGGCGUACGGCAACAAUCAGACUGCACGGGUCCAAAAGCGCGCUGUCGUUGCCGCUGUCAUGAUUUCGGUAGGCGCAGCUGGUGGUGUGACAGGCAGUACCAUCUUUCAAGCAAAAGACGCGCCGCGAUACCUUCCUGGCAUGUGGGCGACAAUCUCUAUGCAGAUCCUGUAUUCCAUUGUCACUUUCUGUAUGUCGAUGUAUUUCAAGCGCCAGAAUAAGCUUGCAGAUGAGACGGGAAAGACUUUGGAGGGGGUCGAGGGAUUUCGCUACGCACCUUGA